GGUCGUCAACAGGUUCGGGUACGGACACGGACACUGACGGACGGAUGGAGGCGCUGCCCGAGGAUCAGGAUGCGCCGCUGCCCGACCAGCUGGAGGUACCUGCCACCUGCGCCCCGUGGCCCGCGAGCUGCUGACGACGCCGAGGCAGCAGUACAACCGCAUCGACAAGUUCUGGUUGUCAGCGGCAACGAUCCUCCGCAGGUCACGGCCAACGGUCUGUCCGAGGACAACGGCCUCGAGGCCCCAGAGCCCAAGAAGCCGCGCAUUGAGGAAGCCGAGGAGAAGCUGGACACGGAGACUGCCGUCAAGGAGCAAAAUGGCGACCACGUCGAUGACAAGAAAGACGAGAAAGAACCUGCCAAAGAACCUGUAGAUGAUGGUGAGAUGAACGAGGAAGCCUCCGAGCCAGAGGCUUAACAUCAGGUUGAAACCGAGACUGCCGAAGCUCCGAAGGAAGCUGCGGAAGAACCGGAAAUCGCAAAGGAGUCUGAAACACCGCCAGCUGAAGCUGUGGAGGAAGCUGAGAAGCAAGAAGAGCCUGAGGCUGUGUCUGAAGACCAAGAGAUGCCUUUGUUGGAAAAAGAGGCGCCGUUGGCCUCUCCCGAGAAGGAUUUGAGUGACGAAGAGGUUUCGGAAGCACUCCAAACUAAGGACGUGCCAAUGCCAAUGGAGGAGCAGAGCCGAGUUGCAUUUACUCGCGUGAACAAUUAUCUGAUACUUAAUUUAUUUUCUGAUGCCGCUCUCAACUGAGCCUCUGUUAACUCUCACAAACCGUCGAAUUUUGCAGAAGAAUGACACGUAACGGUGGUUGGCAAUGACACCCCGUAAUUUUAGUUUCUCAGUGCUUAUGCGCUACGCUGCGAAAUAUUUAUUUUUAUCUCACCUGUAUUCUAAUAAAGAGACAGCUGCUCACA
Molecule: messenger RNA, 914 nt
Organism: Cloeon dipterum
Lineage: Eukaryota; Metazoa; Arthropoda; Insecta; Ephemeroptera; Baetidae
Exons: 2
Coding region: 70-417 (115 amino acids)
Source: RefSeq, a predicted model, not a curated record